This is a messenger RNA of Pyrus x bretschneideri (Chinese white pear), 901 nucleotides long. RefSeq names its product nudC domain-containing protein 2. Gene Ontology annotation, cellular component: cytoplasm. The record is from RefSeq and is a predicted model, not a curated record. The transcript is spliced from 6 exons. Gene Ontology annotation, biological process: protein folding. NCBI's taxonomy places the organism in Eukaryota, Viridiplantae, Streptophyta, Magnoliopsida, Rosales, Rosaceae. The coding region runs from base 157 to 633 and encodes 158 amino acids.
GCAUGAUUUACAAAAAUUAAGGUUGCAAUAAACAUGAAGUUUCAUAAAUUGUUAGGGUCGGUUUUGAGGUUUUUGAGAAUCUUAAGGUUUUGCGUUUAGAAGCUUCAAGAACAGAGGAACCAAAACGCAGAGCAGAAGCAAACCCUAGCUCACGAAAUGGCGGAGAAAAUGGCACCGGAGAAGCGCCAUAGCUUCGUUCACAAUGGUCAGAAAGUGUUUGAAUGGGAUCAAACCCUAGAGGAGGUAAAUAUGUACAUAAGUUUACCCCCAAAUGUUCCUUCAAAGCAAUUUUUCUGCAAAAUUCAGUCGAAGCACGUUGAAGUCGGCAUCAAAGGCAAUCCUCCGUACCUCAAUCAUGACCUUUCUUGCCCGGUGAAGACGGACUGUUCUUUCUGGACACUAGAGGAUGAUAUAAUGCACAUAACACUGCAAAAGAGGGCCAAAGGUCAGACAUGGGCAUUACCUAUAGUAGGUGAGGGUCAGCUCGAUCCUUACUCCACGGAUCUUGAACAAAAGCGCCUUAUGCUUCAGAGAUUUCAAGAAGAGAACCCAGGGUUUGAUUUCUCACAAGCCCAGUUCACUGGAGGCUGCCCUGAUCCAAGGACCUUUAUGGGCGGUAUCCGCUCUGAUUGACGAGUUUGCUGCAUCAGUUACCUUUAUUAGCCAGCUGGUUCUGAAACCCCUCGAUCCCGAUAUCCUCCAAACACCGGGAUGGGCACGUGUUGGCCGACACCCGAAGGUGACGAGUCCAUUUUAACAUGCAUGUAAGUUAUGAAGAAAAGAACGAACGUAACUAAAAUAUGUAGCUUUAAAUAUAAUGAAAAUGUAGCCUCCGGAUCAAUUGAAACACAAGCCCAGCAGUCAAAAUCAAAUAACAUACCAGUGAUCACUUUGGGGUCCA